Messenger RNA from Musa acuminata subsp. malaccensis (wild Malaysian banana), 725 nucleotides. RefSeq lists its product as uncharacterized. The record is from RefSeq and is a predicted model, not a curated record. Lineage: Eukaryota; Viridiplantae; Streptophyta; Magnoliopsida; Zingiberales; Musaceae.
CGACUCGUAGCGUUGCCUUGGCGGAUUCAGGGACGAUGGGCUCGUACGGCGGCGGGAAGAGGGAGGACAGCCGGUUCGCGUGGAACGUCUUCGACGGCGUCAAGGCCUUCCCUCCUCCUACGCCUGAAGCCCUCAUGGAUGACAUCGACGCCGCCAUCUCCGCCCUCGAAUACACCCGAUCUACCGCCGCUCUACUAGCCUCCUCUUCUUCCAAGGCGGAGGAGGAGGCGGCGCCAGAAUCCGAGAUUGAUCAGCCUCCUGGAACCUCUUCGGAGCCGGUCUACGACAAGCGGAUAGCGGACGAGGCGUACAAGGCGGCGUGCGCCGCCCUAGCCGCCGGGAAGCCCGACGCCGCCAUCAGGUCGCUUCACGUGGCUCUCGCCAGCUGUCCUCCGGAAAAGACCACGGCUCUCGCCAAACUCCGCUCCCUCCUCGACCUCGCCUCCUCUCAGCAGCAAAAGCAGAAACCACAGCAUUAGCAACAGCUUCAGAUGGAUGAUUUAUCAAUCUAGUUUCAAUAUCUUGUAGUUGAUGGCGAUCUUUUCAAAUUACAUGACCAGGGAUAUUUCUGUUGACAUCCUUCAUGAGGGUUCAACUGCCCACUUGCGUCGAUAUUGAUUCUGUAGGUUCAAAAAAAUUUUGAAACUGAAAUGUAGUCGAUUGUUGCCAUACGAACUGCAUGUAAUGCGGAUGCCAAGUUAUAAGAAGAUUCUGUUCACUUUUCA